Messenger RNA from Syngnathoides biaculeatus (alligator pipefish), 2183 nucleotides. It is a transcript of the gene sfrp5, whose product is annotated as secreted frizzled-related protein 5. The coding region runs from base 274 to 1239 and encodes 321 amino acids. The record is from RefSeq and is a predicted model, not a curated record. The transcript is spliced from 3 exons. Lineage: Eukaryota; Metazoa; Chordata; Actinopteri; Syngnathiformes; Syngnathidae. Gene Ontology annotation, biological process: non-canonical Wnt signaling pathway; canonical Wnt signaling pathway; negative regulation of canonical Wnt signaling pathway. Gene Ontology annotation, molecular function: Wnt-protein binding.
UAGAGCCACAGAGUGAUACAGAGGGAGCAGAGAGCAGGGGAACUUAUCAAGAAAGCAGUGUGUGUUCACCCUCCCUUGCAUGUUACCUGAGCCCCUGCAUACACUUGCACACAAACUCAGAGAGAGGAGCAUUUGUGUGCUUGUAAGGCUGACUCUCCAGCAGCCGAGAAGGAAUUAAAACUUUUUGGAUUACAGCGAGUGCGCUUGAUUUACUUUUUGGACACCUUGGAUCAAAUUUUCCCGAGUUGUUGGUCCGAGGUCAGAAAGGAAGGCAUGGCACAAGGACAAAAGAGCCCCAGGUGGGCAUUAACCCGGCAGCCCUUCCACAUGGCACUGGGCUUGUGGCUCCUUUCCCUCCUCCACCUCCUCCUUAGCGUUUCAGCCGCAGAGGAGUACGACUACUACAGCUGGCAGUCGGACAACUUCCACAACGGUCGCUUCUACACCAAGCAGCCACAGUGUGUGGACAUACCGACCGACCUGCGCCUGUGCCACAACGUGGGCUACAAGAAGAUGAGGCUGCCCAAUCUGCUGGACCACGAGACCAUGCCCGAGGUGAAGCAGCAGGCCGGCAGCUGGGUGCCUCUCCUGGCCAAGCGGUGCCACGCAGACACCCAGGUCUUCCUGUGCUCGCUGUUUGCGCCCGUGUGCCUGGACCGCCCCAUCUACCCGUGCCGAUCGCUGUGCGAGGCCGUGAGGGACAGCUGCGCUCCCGUGAUGGAGACAUAUGGCUUCCCCUGGCCGGAGAUGCUGACGUGCGAUAAGUUCCCCAUUGACAACGACCUCUGCAUCCCCAUGCAGUUCACCGGCAACCACGCCACCCAGCCGCCAGUGUCAAAGGUGUGCCCCCCGUGUGACAACGAGCUGAGAGCAGACAACAUCAUGGAGCACUACUGUGCCAGCGACUUUGUCCUUAAGAUGAAAUUCAAGGAGGUGAAGAAAGACAAAGGUGACAAGAAGCUGAUUGCAGCUCAGAAGAAGAAGAAAGUGCUGAAGCAGGGCGUGCUGCGGAAAAAGGACCUGAAGAAGAUGAUCUUGUACAUCAAGAAUGGCGCCAACUGCCCGUGCUCACAGCUCGACAGCCUGGGCUCCAGCUUCCUCAUCAUGGGCCGCAAAGUGGAUCAGCAACUGCUGCUAAUGUCCAUCCACAAAUGGGACAAGAAGAGCAAGGAGCUCAAGUUUGCAGUCAAGUACAUGAAGUCCCAUCAGUGUCCAACCUACCACACUGUGUUCCAGUGACCCAGCUCGCUGUCCUGCCCGCAGAAUCCAUCAUUAUCUCCAUAUGCUCACGAUUUACUUUUCCAUAAUCCACCCUUAAUUCCAAAAUUCUGGAAAACACAGUACAGAAACUGUUGUUAGCGGGGUAAAGCUUUUAUUUCCUUACCUUUAACAUAAUACGGGGUUACAUUGUAGGGUUUUUUUUUUUUUUUUUAACGAAAUAGAGAAGCCUGUUCUCAUGAAAGUUUAGUAGGAUUUUGAACAAAAUGGAAUGCACUGUAAUCAAUGGAAGACUGAUGUAUCUCUGUGCUGUCUUAAAAGUUUUAUUUUUCUAUUCAUAGUUUUAUAUGAAGAGUUCAGCAGGUGAAUCCCCUAAAACGGGCCUUACACUGUGCAAAUAACCAUGUUUUAAUAUAGUCCACACACCUAACCCUACCCUCUUGACCUAGCCCUCCUCUAACCGCUAACGCUAGCCCAACCUAUCCAAACCCGAAUCAAACUGUAACCCCGAAACCUCACCCUAAAACCAACGUUUCAUUUAAACGUUUGAUUUACUGGACAUCGGUAGUCCAGCGUAAUUCAGGGCGAAAUAAAAUUGGCAACUCCUGAACGGGUUGUGAUGCUUUAGCAUGUGCAUUCAGCAUUUACAAACAUCUGAAAUGUCAUCAACUUAUUGUUGUCAGGAAUAUUUUGGCUUCACAAUGUGAACACUUAUUGUAAUUUCCGGCCUAUAGAGCGCACCUGAUUAUAAGCCUCACCAAGUACAUUUGUAAAGGAAAUACCAUUCGGUACAUACAUAAGCCGCACCUGUGUAAAAGCCCCAAGCGCCAACAUUGAAAAACGAGAUAUUUAAAAAGAAAGACAAUACACAAAAAGUUUUCAAAGUUCUAAUACCUUAUGUUAACAUAGCAACAACAACGAAUAGGGCUGGAAAAAAAAAAAAAAACAGCCGGGGCAGCUACACA